GCUGCGGGGCCCCGGCUUCCCGAGGGAAUCUCUCUCGGCCGGCCGGAGGGAUGGCGGAGGAGCGGGUGGAUCCCGGGCAAAGCAGGCCGCCGCCGCUCCCCCCGCCCGGUCCCCGCCGCUGCGAUCCAGCCUCCCUUCCUGCUCGGCUCGGGUCACUUCCGCGGCCCCCAAGAUGGAGGAGCAAGAGGAGGAGCGGGAUCCGCGGCUGAGGCUGAGGCGGCAUCUCGCGGGGCAGCAGGAGCAGGAGCAGCAACCGCAGCCGGGCCCGGGCGAGGCCGUUGAAACUACCACCAUAGAGAAGAAGGAGAAGCCGCUUCCCAGACUUAACAUUCACUCUGCAUUCUGGAUAUUGGCAUCAAUAGCUACUACAUACUACAUUGAAUUUUUUAAAAUUGUUAAAGAGAUUAUUCAGCAAGAAAGCUGGUGGUUUAUACUCGGCAUUUGCUUAUUGAUUAUCAGCUUGUCUGUCGCCUUUUAUUGCAUAAUAUAUCUUGAGUGGUAUCAUGGAAUCGAGGACUAUGAUGCCAUCUACCCUGCACUGGUACCUAUAACGACUGCUAGUUUUAUUGCGGCAGCAGUUUGUUUUAACAUUUCUUUAUGGCCCAUAUGGUCUUUCCUCACACCUGUGGUCCUCUUUGUCCAGUUCAUGGGUAUUGUGAUGCUUGUGUCGCUUCUGGGCUAAAUAUUUUAUGAAAAGUAAAUGGUGGACCUGCCGGCAUACGUACUUGGAUACAGUGGGAUCCUGGGAUGAAGACCUGCAAGCCGAUCUCAAGCACCUUGUGUUUAAAAGGGAGAUCCACAUGAAUUGUUAAACUUGUUUUGUGUUUAAUAGGGACACUUUUGCUUUGAACUAUGAUCUUAAACACCGGGGAUAUGAUUCAUUGAAAUGCCAACAGAAAAUCACAGUUUUGCUAUUGUGCUGGCAUAGCUAUUGACUUAACCUAUAUUAAAGUGUAUCACAGGAAAUCAAAAUUGAUUAUGUUUAAGAA
Lacerta agilis (Sand lizard) is the source of this 989-nucleotide messenger RNA. RefSeq names its product transmembrane protein 128 (gene TMEM128). Lineage: Eukaryota; Metazoa; Chordata; Lepidosauria; Squamata; Lacertidae. Bases 173 to 682 code for a protein of 169 amino acids. The record is from RefSeq and is a predicted model, not a curated record. The transcript is spliced from 5 exons.